AUGUGUGGCAUCACCGCGCUCCUCCUCGCUGCGGCCAACCAGGCCGCGGCCCCCGAGAUCAACGAGGCCCUCUCUCUCCUCCAGCAUCGCGGCCAGGAUGCGGCGGGCAUCGUCACCUGCGGUGCAGGAGGAAGGUUCUACCAGUGCAAGGCCAACGGCAUGGUCAGGGACGUCUUUGACGUCAACGCCCUCGCCCGCCUCGUCGGCAACAUGGGCAUCGGUCAUGUCCGAUACCCUACCGCCGGCUCCUCUGCCCACGCCGAGGCGCAGCCCUUCUACGUCAACAGCCCCUACGGCAUCACGUUUGCCCACAACGGCAACCUCAUCAACACCGACGAGCUGCGCAAGUUCCUCGACGCCGACGCCCACCGCCACAUCAACACCGACUCCGACUCCGAGGUGCUGCUCAACAUCUUUGCAAACAACCUGCAAAAGACGGGCAAGUUCCGCAUCAACGAGGAGGACAUCUUCACCGCCAUCCGCGACCUCAUGAAACAGUGCAAGGGCGGCUACGCCUGCGUCGCCAUGCUCGCCGGGUUCGGCAUCAUCGCCUUCCGCGACCCCAACGGCAUCCGGCCCCUCGGCAUGUGCUCGCGCCCCGCCCUCGGCGCCGGCAGCUCCGACGUGCCCAUCGAGGGCCACGGCAAGGACUACUGCUUCACCUCCGAGUCGGUCGUCUCGGACGCGCUCGGCUUUGAGAACUUUGAGGACAUCGCGGCGGGCGAGGCCGUCAUCAUCACCAAGCACGCCGUCUCGCGCCGCCUGCUGACGCCCAAGGCGGCCGACCCGCAGGCCUACACCUUUGCGCCCGACAUCUUCGAGUACGUCUACUUUGCGCGUCCCGACAGCGUCAUCGACGGCGUCAGCGUGUACCGCAGCAGGAUGGCCAUGGGCGACAAGCUCGCCGACGAGGUGCGCAGGCAGCUCGAGGCGCGCGGCGAGACCAUCGACGUCGUCAUCCCCGUGCCGGACACGUCGCGCGUGGCUGCGCUCCAGGCGGCCCAGCACCUCAACAUCCCCUACCGCGAGGGCUUUGUCAAGAACCGCUACGUCGGCCGCACCUUUAUCAUGCCCGGACAGAGCGUGCGCAGGAAAAACGUGCGGAGGAAGCUCAACGCCAUGGCGCUCGAGUUUGACGGCAAGAACGUGCUGCUGGUCGACGACUCAAUCGUCCGAGGCACGACAUCCAAGGAGAUCAUCCAGAUGGCGCGCGACGCCGGCGCCAAGAAGGUGAUUGUCGCCUCGUGCGCGCCGCCGAUCCGCUUCUCCAACGUCUACGGCAUCGACAUGCCGUCGCGCCACGAGCUCGUCGCUCACGACCGCACCGUCGAGCAGGUGGCCGAGUACAUUGGCGCUGACAUGGUCAUCUACCAGACGCUCGACGACCUCAUCGAGAGCGUGCGCCAGUUUAACCCGGAGCUCAAGCAGUUUGACUGCUCCGUCUUCGAUGGCCACUAUGUCACCGGCGGUGUCGACCAGGACUACAUUGCGCACCUCGAGGGCCUGCGCAGCGAGAACGCCAAGCUCAAAAAGGCGGCCGGAAGGGUGCCGGCCAUCGCCGACGCCAACGCCGCCAAGCAGCAGGCUGCGGCGGGCGCUGCCAUCGAGGUCAAGGCGCCCGCCGACGGCGCCAACGACGAGAAGAUGGCGUCCCAGCCCGUCGUCACCGGCCAGACGCCUGCCGCGACGGCGGCGGCAACGGCGGGCGCCAACGGCCAGCGCAAGAGGCGGCUGGGGCAGGACGACGACGAGGAGAACGACGAGCCCGAGGCCACGGGCUGCAGCGGGCCGAUGAACGGCGCAGACGACAUCGGGCUGUACAACGGCUGGUCGCGAUAG
Molecule: messenger RNA, 1839 nt
Organism: Pseudozyma flocculosa PF-1
Lineage: Eukaryota; Fungi; Basidiomycota; Ustilaginomycetes; Ustilaginales; Ustilaginaceae
Exons: 2
Coding region: 1-1839 (612 amino acids)
Biological process (GO): purine nucleotide biosynthetic process; purine nucleobase biosynthetic process
Cellular component (GO): cytoplasm
Molecular function (GO): amidophosphoribosyltransferase activity
Source: RefSeq, a predicted model, not a curated record